AUGAUUUCCGAUCCAAGAGUUGUCGUUACUGCCAAGUUCACGAUCAAGCCUUCUAAGCGGGAGGCGUUCGAACUUGCCUGGAAGGAGUUUGCGGAUCUUGUGAGGAAGUUGGAACCGAAGUGUUUGGUUUGGAAUGUUGCGGUCUCGGAGGAUGGGCUGACGUAUUGGAUGUAUGAGGAGUAUAUGAGCCAAAUGGCACUAGAGGAACAUGAGCACACGCCGCAUUCGAAGAAGUUUAGCAGUAUCGCCCAGGAGGGGGAGUUUUUCGCUAGCGUAGGUCGUUCGAGCUCUGGAGAGACACCGGAGAUUAACAAGGGUUCGAGGCCGUAUUUCUGA
This is a messenger RNA of Dacryopinax primogenitus, 336 nucleotides long. RefSeq lists its product as uncharacterized. The record is from RefSeq and is a predicted model, not a curated record. The transcript has 5 exons. Bases 1 to 336 code for a protein of 111 amino acids. NCBI's taxonomy places the organism in Eukaryota, Fungi, Basidiomycota, Dacrymycetes, Dacrymycetales, Dacrymycetaceae.